AUGUCUGAUUUCAAGUUUUUGGAGAAAAUUUCAUUAAAGAAACUUCAGCGUGAUGAAGUCCGUGAAAUUGGUCGCAACGUUCGUUUAGACAUACCUACUCGCCGACUGAAAAAUGGUGAAUUCUUCAGUGUCCCCGUGAGGGUUAAGCAGCAUACCAACAUAGCGGAAUUUACGUUAAGAUGUGAAAUCCCUAUUAAUACCUUCGUUGAAUUUGUGCGUGUGGUCUGGCCUUGGGAAGUUGACGAAUCUUCCAUAUUAUCAAACGGUCGUGAUUCUAGUGCACAUCUUUUGCAACUUAAUAGUGGAUUUACGGCGUGGGACAUAUCGCAGCGUCUUAUUCCAAGUCCAAAGGGCAACGUCACCGAAGUUGUAGCUCAGUACCGUGACACAGCUAUUGAUCCAGGCAUUGAUGACCAUUUCAGGGAUGAUCCAGUUAUCUACAAGCUUCUGUUUCGCGUAGUCCCGCCCCCGAGGGAUUCGGUCGGACGAAUUGGCCCACGGUUUCUCUGGAGUUUGGUCAGCCUCUCCCGAAAGAACACCGCCGACCAACCCACCAGCGGAAGUCCGAUUGUCACGCGGCUUGAUAUUGAGUCCUUUGAAUUCAAGCAUCUCGUCUUGGUAGUUAAGUCGAGGUCCCUAGUCAACACAGCCGUUCUCUCAGGCCACCCAAGCCAAUACCCCGUGUGGGUGUUCGGUCUUACGCAUGCCCACGAGCUGCGCGACGUCACGGCGCGGUCAACGUGCCACACGGGGGAUGAGUCCGUGGCGCACUUCCCCCGCGAUGCCUGUGCGGCGGGUCUCACCUUCUCGGGCGGAGAGUUGGGUGGUGCACAGGAUCUCUUGCUGGUGGCCAAGGUGGACCGUACCAAUGCGAGGGAACAGGUCACCGUCUGGUUUCCACGACAAUCGGAUGGCGUCUCGUUAGUCGUGGAUCAACCUCGCGAGGGACAGGCCUUUGCCUCCUCCACACACCCUCUCCAUGAAUACUCAUUCACCUCAGUCUUUCUGCAUGGAUUAACCGACAACCAGCAGGCAAGCGUAGCACAGGGAAGACGUCCACGCAUUCACGCCGCUACUUCAGAAGCCCAUUUUCAACAAAAGCGCCUUCGCGUUAUAGCCCGAUCAAAAAAGCAUGCCCAGAAGGAGUUUCGUCUCCGUUUCGCCAUGGAUUACACAGGUGUGGUGGCCGCGAUUGCGCCGUUCGAACUGGUCGCUGCAACUUUUCGAGGACUGCCUGCGGUGGUUACUGUGCCGCGUGGUGGUUCAUUAUCCAUUAACUGGCUCUUGUUUGUGUGCGUAUUUAGGCCAGAUUUCACAACCGCUAAUGCCAGAAUUCAGUCAGGCGAGUAUUCACCAUCGACUCAUACCGAGAGUGCAUCAAGUCCUGCAUUAGACGUUACCUACCUUACGGCUCAUUGUCUACGCUUGGAGUAUGCAAGCGAAGGAACCUCUUUCAUGGAGGACGGGAAGGAGGUUCCAGUACGGCUGGUGCUGGUUAGAGAAGAGCAGAGACAGGACCGAUCAGAGGAGGGGCCGGCGGCAGCCCGUGUCUGGCUCGUAGGAAGGCGACCGGGGAGGGUGCGAGUCAAACUAGCUUCAGUGGCGGAUUCACCACUUGUUAAGGCGGCCCUUCCAGCCUCCUUGGCCCGCCUGAGAAAACAACAAGCCAAACAUCGGUCUCCAGUGUCUGAUGGAUCCCCCUGGAAACCACAUCAACCUCCAAUCCUGUGGGUGACAGUGACUGACGGCGAUUCAAUUUGGCCUGUUGGAAUCACGGCACAGCUUGUUACAGACCUCACAGUAACCGUCACGCAGCAGGAUCGCUUAGAAAACCAGCUUCCCAUUGGAGCCACGCAGUCGCAUUACCAAACAAUGAAUAAAAGAAAAGAAAACUUGGAUUUCGCAUUUUACACAGCACAUAUCCGCUUCUCCGGAAGUCGCGUGGCCUGGGAAUUGGGUCAAUGGCCCCUCCCAUUUACCCUGGUCAUUGAUAGUCUGCGUCCCGAUUUGGUGCGUGUCGAUAUGCCUCCGAUGCCGCCAUCACCACCUUCGUCCCCACCGUCUCAUAAACACCAAAAACGAUCCCUCAAAUCCCCACAAUUUACCUUCCACAGACACGGGGAUAAGAAUGACACUCAAAAUGCAUUUCUACGACCCGAAUGGCUUGGUCCAACUGUCUUUCUUCUCCGGGAAGAUGAAUCGUUUAGUGGUGAGUUCGUUGAUGUUUUUAUUGUUUCUGACCUUGUCUUUUCAGACAUGGGAGAAAAGGGUGUGCUGGUGAGCAUUCAAAGUUUUGGUCGCUGA
Molecule: messenger RNA, 2304 nt
Organism: Mesocestoides corti
Lineage: Eukaryota; Metazoa; Platyhelminthes; Cestoda; Cyclophyllidea; Mesocestoididae
Source: the annotation of a GenBank genome assembly